This is a messenger RNA of Linum trigynum, 1784 nucleotides long. The record is from the annotation of a GenBank genome assembly. NCBI's taxonomy places the organism in Eukaryota, Viridiplantae, Streptophyta, Magnoliopsida, Malpighiales, Linaceae.
GGCACUCGCCCACUCGCUCCCGCAAAAGAAUUUUGGCGGGAAAAUUUGGCGAUUGAUUCCAAUCCCUAAUAUAUCUCCCCAUUUCAGUUUCACCAACCAGACCCACUUCUUCAUUUCUUUCUUCUCAGUUCUCACUCUCUUCUCUGCAGAAAUUGUUGUUACUCUUGCAUAAUACUGAAAACCUCCAAUCGAGCGCAACUUUGGAGCCACAAUGUCGACUUUCAAUUACCCGGUAUUACACCGCAAAGAUAUAAUCGACCUACUGAAUAAAACAGAGAUUGCCGCCAGUAAAAGCGAUUUAGAAAACCCUACUCCCGGUUUCGUUUGCCGCGUCUACCACGAUCUGCUAGACCUGUUCGGCCUUUUCAACGUAGAGGAACAAGGGCAGAUGGAAUUUGAUGACCUUGAGCAGCUUGAGAACCCCCCUGGUCACGACGAGGAAUGGUUUAGGUUAAUGAACGAGUAUAACAUGAUACGGGAGUUCAUGCUUCAAAUUGAUUGCCCUCAUGAAUUCACUCUCAAAGACCUUAUCAAGCCAGAACCUAAAAGCACCGAGUUUUUCAUUAGUUCCAUUCUUAAUUUCUGCCUCCACAGAGACUUAAAGAUGCAGUCAGUCGAAACAAUAAUCCAGGAAACUGAACUUCUUUCUCAGCAGCGAAAGGAGUUGGAGGAAAUGAAAGACGCGUUGGAUGCAGAAAUAGCUGACUACAACGCUGCAAGAGAGCGUGAGUUGCCAUUUGUUCAAGAGCUGGAUGAAAAAGUGAAAGAGUUGCACCAGACCAUUGCCAGCCUCAACAGUCAGCAGAGCUCACUCAGAACUUUUCUGCGUAACUUGAAGGAGAAGACUGGAAAUAUGGAUGAGGAGAUUUCAAAGUCUGAGUAUGAUCUGAUUCGAAGCCAGGAGGAGAAUGCAAAUUUGCGCUCUAUGAUUGUUCAGUCUCCAGAUAAGCUGCAGAAAGCUAUUGAAGAGAAGAGAUCCAUUCGGGAAGAGGCAAGGAAUGCCGAAAGGCUAGCAAUGCAGUCAUUUCAGGAGAAGACUUCGGUUCUCGAGUUGUAUUCAAAGACUUCCAAGAAAUUAUCAAAACUCUACUCUCAGAUGCAGGCUAUACAUGAGCAGAUGAAUUCUGCAAAAUCAACUGAGAAGGACCUGAAGGCUCGGAAAGCUAAGCUUAGUGAUGAUGCGGUGUUGGAUAAGUCACUUGCUGCAAAAAUAAUGGAACGUCGAGGCAAAGCACAACAGCUUGCUGAGUUGAGAUGGCAAUUGGAGAAAGAAAGACAGAUGAAAUUUGAAGAUGCUGAUAAAGUAUUACACAGUAAGAAGCUGGAAGUGGAGUCCAGGAAGCAUGAACUGGAGGAAAGGCAAAGGAAAGUAGAAGCUGUUCUUGGAGAGGCGGAUGCCAUAGAUUCAAAGAUCAAUCUCACAUAUGAAACUGGAGCUGCUAAAUUUCGGACUUUGGAUCAGAAAAUUCAAGAGCUCGUGGAGCAGUUUGAGCAGUAUCAGAGCUCUAUAAGUGAUGCAAUGAAGGGCUACGACGGCAAGUCAACUGACUAGAUGACCAUGCCAUGGCCCAUGUCAGUAUGGCACUAUGGCAGGCUGUAGGGUUAUUGUACUCUUUAAUAUCUAUCAGAUGUACUCAUGUACUUGUCACCAUGUUAAUGGUUAGUGAACAGCACUGCAGAAAGGGUGUAUGAUGUCCAUAUUUCUUUGUUACUGAUGAGUUAUUAUUCAUUCAGUCUUUACGACAUCCAUCUCCAGCGAAUGUGAAUGAACAAGUAUCCAUUUC